Messenger RNA from Puccinia triticina, 1977 nucleotides. RefSeq lists its product as uncharacterized. Bases 1 to 1977 code for a protein of 658 amino acids. NCBI's taxonomy places the organism in Eukaryota, Fungi, Basidiomycota, Pucciniomycetes, Pucciniales, Pucciniaceae. The transcript is spliced from 6 exons. The record is from RefSeq and is a predicted model, not a curated record.
AUGAGGGGUGGCCUUCUGCGCUUCGAGAUGAGCUCAAUCAAGAGCAACCCAUCUCCAAGCUGCCCCGGGAAUCGACUCUGCCUUCACAGACUGGGUGAUUCUAUGCACCGCCAGCCACCCCCAGUGAAAUCGGACGAGGGCAUGCCGUCAUCCCUCAGCCGGGAAAAACGGCUGUUGGGUGCUGAUGAUCUUGGAGAAAGCGCCGAGGAUCAUAUAUGCGUUUUUAGCUUGUCAUUCGAUGCCCGCCGGCCAAGCGAGGGAAACCCGCCGGCUGUUCUCUCCCCUCUGCUAUACUAUCCUCGACCCACUCUUUCAUUCUCUCUCUCCUCGACAUCCUCCUCGACCCUGAUCGGCAUGCGCACGAAGCGGAAGAAGACGACGACGGCGGGGCAUGAGAGUCACUGGCAGAAGGAGUACGAGGAGCGGAAGCGAUGGGACUGGCUGGACCUGAGCGCCACUCCGCGGCGCCCGCUGUGGGCCUCGGAGUCUGAGGAGGCCCACUCGGCCGCCUCGUCGGAUGGCCAGGAGGCCGACGAGGAGGAAGGCGGAUGGGAGUCCGGAUACGUCGACGGGCGCGCUCGAGAGGCCGGCUAUCACCAGUGGCCGGCUCCUGACCAUCACCUCCGUCCCAGGAGAAACACCGAGCUCGUCGCUCCAGCUGAUGAUUAUGGUCCCCUGUCCCUGCAGGCUGAUCUGUCCCCGGACCGUCACGAAUCUCCACCAGCCGAGCAACAAGGGCUCGUUCUCGGCCCUUGUCCAUCCACCGCCGUUCGCCCACCACAGUCCGCACGAUUCCCCACGUGUCCACCCGCACCAAGGGGGGAGAUUCAGGGGGAACGCGGGCAGCAGAAGCAGCUUCCAUACCAGAGGAUCGACGACGACAACGGGGCCCGGCGGCCACCCGGCGAAUUUUGUGUCUUCGAAUAUCUAUCUCAGACCGCUGCCCGAAAUGUCCGAUCGUCCUUCAAAGAGCAACUGACAUUAGACGCCCCGCCCCCGCCAGCUCUACCUGCUGCGCAGGAAGGCUGGGCACGGGACGGCCCAGUGGAGGGCCCGAAGCUCAAGUGGCGGAGCAAGAAAGUGACGCAGAAGAGCUACUCGGCUCCCGGGAACUAUAUGGCGCCUUCGGACCGACGCCGGACUAGCACGGCCCGGGUCUCGCAGCCGGCCAAGAACAAGCCCGGGUUCGAGCUGAGCGGGGGCGGGUUCCAUGUGGUUGGUCUGGGGUCCACCGGCGGAUUCCUGAUGCCGGGGUUCCAUCCCACGCAUGGCGGGGGUCCGAUGCCCAGCGGCGGCCUGCACAGCUCAAGGAUGCUCACGGCCGGGGCCUCUGCCCCAUCGACAUACGCCGACCCGCCGCUCCAGCCGCUCUUUCCAUUGGGCCCGGCGACCCCGCUGCUGCCUUUCUAUCCCCCUGGAGGCUGGUUCCAUCCCCCUGGCCUCAACUUCUCGCCAGGCUCGGAGGCCUCCCCGGCCAGCUCCGUCGGCGUGCCUCCCACGCCCGCGAAGUUCCCGCCCACGCCUCAUGGAUGGCCCGGCCCUCCCACCGGCGAGUUCUGCGAGAAAUCGACCGCUUACUAUUAUUAUCACCACCACCACGAACUCUAUCAGCCCGUUCCCAGCCAGCCCCCGUUGCCGGCUCUCCACCUUCAUCAACAGCAGGCCGGCGAUGGGCUUGGUGGUGGCACUCUUCCGCCGGGCUCGGCUGCGCUCAGUCUCCAAAAAUCUCCCCUCGACGGGCCGCCUAUCCUCGAUCCAUCUCCCCAAGCGGCCACGACCACGGUCCAGGAACGCUAUGCGACCGACACCCAGACGAGCAACACGUCGGCCCAGGGUCCGUUCGGCCCGGCCAUCUUCCAGCCCAUCGAGCCCUUUGAUCUUCAGCAACAACACCCUUUGCUCCAGCGGCACGACGGGGAAGAGAGGCUUGACCACGAAAGCAAAUUCGUCGAGAUCCCUCAAAUCUUGCAUGAUUGA